AUGGACGCCCCUCAACUGUAUCUUCCAGAGUCUUUUAAGGGUGCCUGUGGAAGAGCUGGCCAGUACCGAAGACUCCAGCAACCCAGAAAGAAAAAUGGCCCCUUCAAAAGGAAGGGGAUGGAAAGAUGGCAUAGAGCUGUGUCUACCAACCUAGUAAAACAAAACAUAUUGGUGCCCAAAGACGAAACGUCUGGGGAUAGCGACAUGGAAUUUCAUGAAAGCCACCAAAAUACAAAAAAAAACUGGAUGAAGAAAAUGAAGACUGUUUUGGGAAGGAUGCUGUUCUAUAAAAGUAGAAGCAAGUCAGCAAAUGGCAGCAGAGGGGCCUCCGCUAACCCUAAGGAAACUUUCCCUUCAAACCCUCAGAGCCUUCUUCCUAGAAUUGUCAAGGACCUUCCGUCCGCCAGGUUAUUCAUGAAACCAAGAAUGAGAAAGCUGUCACAGAAUGCGACUAUACAACUUGAUGUUGUAGAAGCUGAGACAGAGGAGAUAACCCGAGGAAAUACUCUACUCCGGGCCAGGAGAACCACCAAGCGGUUGUCUGUGACAUCCCUUCCUUCAGGACUGCAGAAGGUUCCGUACUCAUCAAAAAAGAGAUCCCACUUUCCAGCACUCAAAAAAAAGAAACAUAGCGUGGAAAACAUCCUCCGAAAAUCAGAUUUGACAGUGGGAAAGCUUCAAAUGCAGGUGGAUGACCUCAUAGAAACAGUGACAGAUAAAUCCAUGAAGUUAUUGGCCCAAAGACAUGCGGAGCUUCAACAGUGUGAGUUUCUAGGGGAUGAAAUUCUUCAGUCUUCGAAGCAGUUCCAGAGGAUAUCCAAGAGAACCAUGAGGAAGUAUAAACUGAAAAAUGUAUGUUUCCCAUGUACCCGCUGCUGCUUCUGA
Molecule: messenger RNA, 885 nt
Organism: Panthera uncia (snow leopard)
Lineage: Eukaryota; Metazoa; Chordata; Mammalia; Carnivora; Felidae
Gene: CA2H3orf49
Product: chromosome A2 C3orf49 homolog
Exons: 5
Coding region: 1-885 (294 amino acids)
Source: RefSeq, a predicted model, not a curated record